Molecule: messenger RNA, 711 nt
Organism: Rhagoletis zephyria (snowberry fruit fly)
Lineage: Eukaryota; Metazoa; Arthropoda; Insecta; Diptera; Tephritidae
Product: fat-like cadherin-related tumor suppressor homolog
Biological process (GO): homophilic cell-cell adhesion
Cellular component (GO): plasma membrane
Molecular function (GO): calcium ion binding
Source: RefSeq, a predicted model, not a curated record
AUGGCCUACGACAGCGGCGCCGCACAGCUGAACAGCACCACCUACUUCCUGGUGAACGUCACCGACAUCAACGACAAUGAGCCGGAGUUUGAGCUGAAAGCCUACAGUGCCUCCAUCGAAGAGAACGCCCCCGUCGGCUCAGAGGUGGUUCGGAUCUUCGCCACCAGCAAGGACACGGGCGUCAACGCGGAAAUCCGCUACCUGAUCGUGGCCGGCAAUGAGAAUGACACCUUCUCGAUGGGCCUCAAGUCGGGCCUGGUGACGCUGGCUAAGCCAGUUGACUACGAGACGACCAAGGAGUACUUUCUCACGGUGAAGGCGGAGGACGAGGGCGUGCCGCCGCUGUCCAGUGAGGUCAGCCUGCGAGUGGCCGUGGGCGACGUGAACGACGUCAGGCCGCAGUUUGUCCAGCGCUCUUAUGAGAUUGUCAUUCGCGAGGACGCCCACGUCGGUGACCGCAUUCUGCAGCUAGUGGCCAUCGACCUCGACUCGCCGCCCAACGCCAAUCUGACGUACUUUUUCGCCGGAGAGCCGCGCCGCCUCUCCUACCGCGAGUUCGACAUUGACCCGGUGCUGGGCAUUCUCACCGUGGGCAGACAACUGGACCGGGAGAUGAUGUCCGCCUACAUCCUCGAGGUCUUCUGCACGGACAACGGCCACCCGAGGGCGCUCUCCUCCUCGGUGCUGAUCAANAACUGGACCGGGAGAUGA